UUCACCAAAGUGCUUAAUUUGUUUUUUAUUGUGCUCGCGAUUGUUAAAUGCUCAGAAGCUUGUAAUGGAUAUAGUUUAAAAAUUGAUCAUAUCAAAGCUUGUGCUGAUGACAGCAUCACGGUACCACAAGAUAUGGAUUUAACGCUUGAUAAAAGUUGCAACAUUGUGGUAAGCGGAUGUGUGGAGGUCUUAAAACCGAUUAAAACCGCUAAGGCAACCUAUGAAAUAUCUAAAGCACCAUUACCGGCUAUGACGGGAGACGUGGACUUAUGCCAAGUUGCUGGAAGUCAAUUAGCUCAAGCACAACAACUUUUAGUAGCUUAUGGACUUCCGAAAAAAUGUCCUGUAGCUGCUAAAAAGUACUGUGUUAACGGAAAGAAAAAUAUUAAUAUAUCAGCUCAUAAAAAUCAACUAGCCAUGGCAGUCGGCACAAUUACAGCAAAACUAAAUGUGGAGCACGAUACGGGAAAAUCUUGUAUUGAUAUUCAAGCUACAUUCAGUAAAAAGAAAUAAACAAUAUUAUAUUAUAAAUUCCUUUAAUAAAUAAAAA
Diabrotica balteata is the source of this 550-nucleotide messenger RNA. The record is from the annotation of a GenBank genome assembly. Lineage: Eukaryota; Metazoa; Arthropoda; Insecta; Coleoptera; Chrysomelidae.